Miscanthus lutarioriparius is the source of this 825-nucleotide messenger RNA. The record is from the annotation of a GenBank genome assembly. NCBI's taxonomy places the organism in Eukaryota, Viridiplantae, Streptophyta, Magnoliopsida, Poales, Poaceae.
AUGUCAGGACUGACCCUGCGAACUAAGGAGCUUGGUACAGCAUUAGAAGCUUGGCCUGCUGGAUUAUAUGGACUAGGAUCUAUUUUGCUGCUUACACCCUUUGUUUCUCAAUUUAUCAUGCAAGUUCAGUUCUUCCCUCGUGAAUUUAUCACUGGAUUAGCUAUAUUUUGCUGCAUGCCAACAACAUUAUCAAGUGGAGUCAUACUAACACAGCUUGUUGGUGGUAAUUCUGCACUUGCUCUUGCAAUGACAGUUGCAUCCAAUUUACUUGGCAUUAUAAUUGUACCUCUUUCUCUUGCAAGAUAUAUUGGCACUGGAGCUGGGGUGUCUUUGCCUACUGAGAAGUUAUUUAGAAGUCUGGUCACCAGACUUCUAAUCCCUCUUAUUAUAGGGAAGGUUGCUCGAGAAGCCUCAAAAGGUAUUGCUGAUUUUGUUGAUAGAAACCAACAAGGAUUUUCAGUUGGAAAUGCAGUUCUUCUCAGCCUAGUCCCAUGGAUUCAAAUAAGUAGAUCAAGAUCAUUGAUCUUAUCUGUUCAAGUGGAAGCUUUUGCUGCUGCUAUUACUGUUGGAGUGCUUAUACAUCUUGCGCUGUUGGCUUUCAACAUUGCAAUGUUGCAUAUCUUGUCACGUCUUGGAAAGAAAGGGGAUUCAGUCUUUGCAAAGAAAGAGUACACACGAGCUGUCAUUUUGGUGUCCAGUCAGAAAACAUUGCCAGUGAUGAUAACUGUGGUUGAGCAGCUUGGAGGAGCCCUUGGGGAGCCCGGACUUCUAGUCAUCCCUUGUGUUUUUGCACACAUUAACCAGGUUCUCAUUGCAAAGACAUAA